Mya arenaria is the source of this 1127-nucleotide messenger RNA. RefSeq names its product mitotic-spindle organizing protein 1-like. The coding region runs from base 120 to 344 and encodes 74 amino acids. Lineage: Eukaryota; Metazoa; Mollusca; Bivalvia; Myida; Myidae. Gene Ontology annotation, biological process: microtubule nucleation by interphase microtubule organizing center; mitotic spindle assembly; gamma-tubulin complex localization. Gene Ontology annotation, cellular component: interphase microtubule organizing center; gamma-tubulin ring complex; spindle. The transcript is spliced from 3 exons. The record is from RefSeq and is a predicted model, not a curated record.
CUUACAUAUUUAAUGAAAAGAAAGUUCACUUAGUGUUAAAGGUAAACGUCUUGUCUUUCUCGAAAAUAUAAUAUAUUUUAAUACUAACAAAAUAGAUUUGUGCAUCGAUGUAAACUGUCAUGGCGGACCAUGGGAAACAAAAAUCGUCGGCAGCUAAAGAAACAAUGGAUGUCCUUAUGGAAAUGUCGAGUAUCCUGAACACUGGGUUGGAUAUGGAGACGUUGGCUACAGUUGUACGGUUAUGUGAGAGCGGAGUUAACCCGGAGGCAAUAGCGCUGGUUGUCAACGAGCUCAGAAAGGAAUCUGCUUCAAUAAAAAACGAAGGCAACCAAACUGGGAGCUGAAGGAAGUAGCUACAAAAGGAUGAGUGUACAUGGACAUGAACAUUGACAUGGAAGACAUCUUCCUCACUUCUAGUGUGUGAAUGAAACUUAGUUUGACAAGAUAUGACAAUACUAUAAUUGCAGCAUUAAUACUUGAUUUCUAGCCAUAUUAUUCUUCAGCAAACAUCAUUGUUCUGUAAGUCAAACAUAACCCCAAAAGAUCAUCAAGUUUUGAUUUACUGAUAAUUAUAAUAUAUUUGGGUGAUGUUUUGUGCUUUUAAUUAUCACCACCUUAUGGAAUGCAUCUGAUAAUAAUGUGUAUAAAAGUUAUGUCACUGAAUGAAAAAAAUGUGUGAUAAUCUUACCCAAACAAAUAUAAAUCUUGUGUAAAAGUAUUUUCAAAAAAAAAAAAAAAUCCUCACUAGCUAGUUGUUAUAAUGCCAAGGAUACGUUGUAUAUAUAAACACUUACUAUUGUAAAGAAUUUUAAAAUUUAGACAUCUUUUUAAAAUGUAGGCUGAGCCUAAAAUGUUUGUAUAGGAAAAAUUAUAGCAUAAUUUCUAUGAUGUAUUUGAAGUGUUUGAUUUUAAUGCCUAUGUGAUAGAUUCUUAAGAUAUUAUUUAAAUAUUGAAUUUUUAACCAGAGAUUUAUACAUACUGUGUAGGAAUAUUUAUAUAUAUACAGUCCAAAGCACCCACGCUACGAUUAAGGAUGUGAUGUUUUAAAUGUUAUUAAAUCUGUAGAAAUACUGUAAAACGUAGCGUGCUCGCCGAAUGGGUAUAACCCGAUGGCGAGGGUAAAUAAG